UCGUCGGCAAUAUUGAUUGUCAGCCAUUUUUGUUAAGUUGCUGGCAAUCUUUUGUCACUUAUUGCAUUCUGUGGAGGAAAACUAUAAAUUUUUGAGAAAAAUGAGAAACAAAUGGAGUGUCAAACAUAUAAUUGAGCUAAUUGAGUUAUUUAAAGCUCAUCCUUCCCAAUGGGAUCAGAGUUCACGAGACUAUAGGUUGAAGAGAAAGAAAGAAAAGGACCUAUUGGCAAUAGCUGGGUCUAUGGGUGUAGAAAAAACUGUAAUAGAAAAGAAGUGGAAAAGCCUUCGCACCAUUUACAAAUCGGAGCUUAAUAAAAUUGCCGCCAGCAAAAAGGCUGGUAACUUGUACGUUUCACCAUGGCGCUACUUUGGCUAUUUGAGAUUUUUGUAUGGAAACCGAGACGAAAGUGAAAUCAGUACGCAAGAGCCUUUGUGUUCUUUUACCAUGGAGAUCGAAGAUUCAAAUGAGGACGAAACUGUAAUUGAUGAUAUUUAUGAAGCAAAAUCCCAACGUAAUCAAUUGAUCGAAAGUGAAGUGGACAAGUGGAGUGAUGAAAAAAUUAUUGAACUCAUUCAGCAUUACGAAGUUCACCCAUUGUUGUGGGAUCAAUCAGAUGAAGAGUUUAAGGUGAAUUCUAGAAGAGAUGAGACCCUCGAAGAGAUAGCUAAAACCAUGGGUGUACCAAAAGAGGAUAUUAAAAAGAAGUGGAAAAGUCUUCGCAACCAGUUCAAUUCAGAACUGAAUAAAAUGCGUAAUAGUAAAAGUAUAGACGAUUUAUAUGUUUCACAUUGGCGCUUUUUAAGCCCAAUGCAGUUCUUAUACGAGGACUGCAGAGAGGAAACUAGUUGUAAUGAAUACUAUCUUGUAGAACAAUGUGAAAAUUCUGACUUAGAAGAUGUUGCAAUUCAUCCAAGGUUCAACAGAUCUGAGAAUCCUGAUAUAGGAAAAUAUGAGUUGGAAGAAACGUCUGUUUCUACUGAUUUAAAAAGAAAAUGGAGCCCCCAAGCUGUUUAUCAACUCAUUCAACAAUAUAAAGAGCAUCCAUCUCUGUGGGAUAGAUCUACAAGAGAGUAUAGGCUAAAAAAUAUAAGAGAGAAAGAUAUUUGUCAAGUGGCUGAAAACAUGGGUGUCGAGAGAAUUGAGAUAGAAAGAAAGUGGAAAAGUCUGCGAACCCAUUGCAAGGCUGAGCUGAAAAAAAUGAGGGAAGGCAGGGAAGCCGGAGGAAAACGUGUGUUUUUCUCAAAUUGGCGUUUCUUAAAAGCAAUGCAUUUUAUAUACGAUAAUUGCAAAGAAAACGAAACACAUUGUAACGGAAAUUCGUUACCAUGUGAAAGUGAUGAUUCCGAGAACAUGGAGGUUAAGAUGAUAAACAUACAGCAAGAAGAAAAUGAAUGUGUAGAAGGUGAAAAUUCUGAUGGCAUAGAAUCGGAUGACGUUCCUAAAAAAAUUAAGAUAAGCACCAAUGUGGAAAAGGAUACAUUGGAGCAUAAAGCGAGCAAAACAUGUAAGGAGUCUUACGGAACCAAUGAAUGCGAUAUAUUUUGUUCUCUCAUGGCAACUAAGCUACGAAAACUCAAUCGUAACCUGAGGGAUGAAGCUAUGAGGCAACUGAUGCGAGUCAUGUGGGACUUCGAGGAUACGCAGAAACGAUCUUCAACGCCACCACCACCAUGUGAUUCGUUUGAAUAUAUUAUAUAAUCUAAUUUGAAUUAUUUUUUUCACUAUUCCGAAUAUAAAGUGUACGAAAACUAGA
Messenger RNA from Anastrepha obliqua, 1754 nucleotides. RefSeq lists its product as uncharacterized. The transcript is spliced from 7 exons. NCBI's taxonomy places the organism in Eukaryota, Metazoa, Arthropoda, Insecta, Diptera, Tephritidae. The record is from RefSeq and is a predicted model, not a curated record. The coding region runs from base 101 to 1699 and encodes 532 amino acids.